AUGGCGUUAGCACACAGCCAGAUUCCCUUCAGAGAUUUUGACGAGGAGCAACUAAGGGACCUUAUUAAGAAGGAUGGCCGACAAAUUUCUAGAGAAUUGGCUGAAAAGAUGGACUGUGAUCAUGCGACGAUCCUUCGCCAUCUUCAUUCGAUGGAAUACACUCAGAAACUUGGAUCAUGGGUACCUCAUGAACUCACGGAAGAAACGAAGGCAAGUCGCCUCCGAAUCGCAGCGCAAAAUCUCGCUCGACAUCGCGCUACACAUGGCCACAGGAACCGAUUUCUCCACAGAAUCAUCACAGGAGAUGAAAAUGGUGUCUCUAUGCUAACGUCAAACAACGGAAACAAUGGAUCUGUGCAGGAGACACACCAACACCCAGAGUGA
Ostertagia ostertagi is the source of this 384-nucleotide messenger RNA. The record is from the annotation of a GenBank genome assembly. Lineage: Eukaryota; Metazoa; Nematoda; Chromadorea; Rhabditida; Trichostrongylidae.